Molecule: messenger RNA, 4350 nt
Organism: Amblyraja radiata (thorny skate)
Lineage: Eukaryota; Metazoa; Chordata; Chondrichthyes; Rajiformes; Rajidae
Gene: fam171b
Product: family with sequence similarity 171 member B
Exons: 8
Coding region: 141-2588 (815 amino acids)
Source: RefSeq, a predicted model, not a curated record
CCAGAGAAAUUGCCAUCCCACAGCAAUAAGGACCCGCACCGAGCAGCAGAUAAACAAACAUGGGAACGUACCAAAACCCGCCGCCUUUGCUGCCUCCUUGAUGCUGCCACUUGCCCCUUCGAACCGCCGCCCUUUAAACCAUGUCGGGAUCGUUUAGCUGCCUAGCCCUGUUUGUCCUGUUUUGCUGCAAUGGGCUGAACGGUUCUACCGGGAGUAAGGCGACGGCAAAACCGACUGGCGUGGAGGCGCACAAUAAAACGGGGAGUCUGCACGCCCACCACCACCACCAGCAGCAGCAUCAGCGGCAGCGAUCGUUGCAGCUCCCGGGACAGGGUCCAGGGUCCUCAUUCACCUUGAAGGUGCAGUUAAACGAUGUGGUCACUCGCCAUUUCCUGGACAGGGCCAUCGUUGACGUCUUUGUUAACUUCACCAAAACCAACACGGCCCUCAGUGAGGAUGGUGGAGGAGUGGUUUUCAAAGUACCGUACACGCUGGGCCUCCCUCUGACUGUCACUGCACGUAAAGAGGGCUACCUGCUUGCAUCCUUGCCCUGGAAAACCAGAAGAGUGCCAGUUUUUGCAGCUGUAACGCUUUCGAUGAUUCCGCAGAGCCGAGCAAACCUCUGGUUAUUCGAAGAUGCCAUCUUAAUAACAGGAGGGAAAAUUGAUGACGGAAGAUAUCCCAGCGUCCAGUUCCCAAAGGGGUUACUGAAACUUCCGAAGAAUACACAUGUUUCUAAUCUAACAGCCUAUCUCACAGCUCCCCAGCCUCCCUGGCGUACAGACAACUUCAUCCAUACAAUGGGAACCUUAAUGAAUAAAUCAAGGCUGAAGAGCAUCGAGCUGACUCCACUGGCUGCCAUUAAUGUUGAGUUGUUUGCUGCUGGUAAAGCGGUGAAGGUGACUGGGUCUGUCCACAUCACAUUGCCCCUUGGACCGACUGACCUGGUGACACAUGCGGAUGCUCUUCCAGCUUGGACUCUUGACCUGAAAAUUGGUGCCUGGGUAAACCGAGGACUCGGAACAGUUAGGAAAGAGGGUGGCCAGCUUGUCUGGACCUACGUAGCCCCUCACUUGGGACAAUGGAUAGCAGCCCCGUUACCAUUAACAACAGGUACAAUCGGUCGCAUUGCAAAGGAUAUGAGCAACUACCAUUCCACACUUCUGGUGGCCAUCUUGGGAGGCACUGCUGUGAUUCUUGCUGGAUUUGUCGGUGUGCUUUUAUGUUAUUGCAGAGGACGCUACCAUCAUCCACAUAAAAAAUCACAGAUCAAGACCAAAAUGGAUACCUCGAAGAAAGACCAGACCACAUCGACCAACCAUGUGAACGUGGCUCCUGGCACCAAGGAAAGUUCGAAGCCUGAUGAGAAGCCAACUUUGCAACAGUCUCACGCCAUCUCCUACAGUCCUCGAAGGGAAAUGUCUCAUAAAGAAGCCAAGGAAUUCUGCAAACUUGUGAAUAAAACCGCAGAGAAACAAAACAAUGAGAGCUGUCAAAUUUACGUCGAAAAUUUCACGGUCCGAUCUCGGAAAAAGUGCAUGGAUAACCUCUAUCAACAGGCAACCAACAGCCCAGAGGAUGUCCCCAAGAACGCGUUGCAGAUUAAACAUAUGAAAAUGCUGGCCCGGAGAAGGGAGAUGAUUGACGGGCAAUACAAAAUGCAGCACGCUGUUAAUGAAGAAAUGUACCAAUUACCUAUAAUUUCGAAUAAAUUGUUGCCUAUUUAUAACCCGACUGUUGCUAUCAUGCAAGCCCAAGAUCAUUUUGGCACUGCAGACCAGGUUUCUCGGUCGGCUACCUUGCCCAGAAACAGGCAGAUGGUGUACAGCCCGUUAGCCGAGCCACUCACCAGGGACAGCUACACACAGACACUUCCUAAAAUGCCGCUGCACUCCCAACAGCAGUCUGAAUCCCAGAGACAACACGUUCUCCAGGGGCAGCAGGCGUUGGAUCCCAAGUCUGCCAACUGGGGAAGGUACAGCAACAACCUGCUGGAGUCCGUAUCUGUUCCUGGAACCUUGAAUGAGGCGGUGGGAGUGACCCCGUUUGCUGCAGAACUGCAGGGCAUCUCCGAGCAGACGCUGCUGGAGCUGACCAAAAGCAAGCCUUCUCCUCACCCCAGAGCCUGGUUCGUGUCUCUGGAGGGCAAGCCGAUCCCACCCAUCAGACAUUCGUGCGUGCUCGUUCCCAAACCCAAGAAGGCCCACAGCAACGACACCAGUCUCGACUCGGGAGUUGACAUGAACGAGCACCACACCGGCAGGAGGCUGGAAAAGGAUAAAACUUGCGCCAAAGGCGGGCCGGCCUCGAAGAGCCUUUACUCGGAAGAUCUGGAGCUGAGCGGGAGUGAGAGCGGCACGGCGGUCUGCACCCCAGAGGACCUCUCCUUCAGGCAAGUGCUGGACGGGGGCAGUGGCCACCUCGUGGAGGUUGAAGAGGAACAAAGUGACCAGAGUUUACAGGACGAGGAGAUCAGUGUGACCCCACCCCACAAACUGGGCCGCAUGAGUACUGAAGGUGAGGGGGACGAUAGUAAAAAAAGUGUUUGGCAGAAGAGAGAGGAACGACCUCUAAUCCCUCUAAACUAAGUCGAGUUGCUUUGCUUCCAGGUCUUCACGAUGGAACAAAAGCAUGUUUUUGGUUCUGUGGUUACGCAGGUUUUUAUGCACUCCAUUUUAUUGUUGAUUACAAUUCAUUGUGCUGAAUAAAGACACUUUGUAUGUGUAUCUUCUAGAUCUUUCAUUAACUGGAAUAUACUGUAAAUACACACAGUUAGCAAACACCAAGUUAAGAGAAUGUUGUGCCCUUUAAACUUUGGUCCCCGAACCUAUUCAUAAAUUGAUUUUAAAGUGGUCUGAUAAGCUUCCAGUAUGUUUUACAAUUAAACCUUUGGUGUUCUUUCCUUUUUCUAAGUAAUUUCCCCUGAUCUCUCACCUCUGCCACUGUGAAUCUUCAAUAAGAAAGAAAGCAGUUGAAUCUGCUGUUGAUCUUUGACACGAAUUGUUGCUGAGAAUGUGUUAAUUACUACUUUUUGACAGCAGGUUGCUCUGGUUAAGUAUGAUUUGUGCCUGUAAGGAUCAAUUUAUGUGGUGCCCACAAGGGAACUGAUCCAAGAAUUUAAUUAAAUUCAUACCAACAAGAACGUACUUGAUUUAAAACUGUAUUGAUAAACUCUCAUCCUCGGGCACUUGUCUCGACUUGUCUUCAUUUAGCCUUGAACAUGUGGCACGCCACUUCCUUUCGUUGUGUGUCCACUUUUAAAAUUUAAUUCCCAAAACUUGGUGCAAAAUACAGUUUCAAUCGACAGUUUUAAAAUGUUAAACCACAAGUAUGUUUUUUUUUUUUAAACUCUAAAUCCAAAAAUAUUCUGCAAAUUUGCGAAUGAUUGUGAUGCAUUGCAUGUGAGUAGAGGAGUAGGAUUUCACACGGCAAUAUUUAGAAAAUGCAGCAGAUGUUUGUUGCAUUCUGAGAGGCUCGGGGUUGUCUAUAAAUAGAUGCUAAGUUACCUAGUUCACAGUUACAUUUGAAAAAGGCUUAUUAGGGAGCACUUUUGUGAGACAUUAAAAUGUAGAAAGCAUAACGGAAGAUAAUAAAUUGUCUCUUUAUAACGAGUUCUAAAUCUAGUCGUGAAGGCUAUCUCAAUUUUUUUUUCCGUUAUAUGACAGAGGUGGGCAGAAACAUAGAAACAAGUUGGCUUUAGAGCUCUGCCAACCAGCGACAUCUAAACCGUAUACUUGCUCUUUCUCAUGUGAUGAUUCCCCAGCUAUUUUGUGGCAGCCAUCUUGUUUCACUCUGUUGCCAAUUUCCUGUUGAAUAUCUGCAAAGAUCCUGAGGAAUCAUUAGGCAUUUUUAAGCUGAUGAAAAGCAACAUGAUACUGUGAGAUUUGACAUGAUUCUUCUUGAGGUUUAUGUUUUUAUUCUGUCCUCGUUUGUCACAGUCCAGACAAUUUUCCCAACUGAAAUAUACUUUUUGUAAAUAGUUCAACUAAUUCUGCUUCGUCUCGGCAACUACGUGUUCUGAUGGUUAAAUUUGUUGUUCUUGGAGCAUAUCUUGAUGAACCGCUUGAGUUUUCACUUCAUCGAUGACGAGAUACAGGAACUAAAGCAAAAGCUUGUUUUGUGAGAUCAUUGGGAAAUAUUUUAUUGUAUUAUAUGUUUUCAGGAAAGUGUUUGCUUAUUCUGUGUGGUGUCAAGCAUGGUUGCAUGUUCAUACAUUUUAUUCGUUAUCCAAGCCGGUUUGCCAUAAGACAGUUGUAUUUUGUGUAAUAUUUCUAAAGAGUAGUUUAUUUCAUUCGGAAUUGUUCUAAUGCAUUGUUGAAAACCCAAUAAAACUGAACUAUGUUUUGUUUA